GCAGUAACAAAAGGGUAGACUAAUUUUUAAAAAGUACUACAUAUGAAUAAGAUGUCUCUGAAAUGGCUCUCACUCCUGCUGCUGCUACAGCUGACGUGCUACUUUAGCUCUGGCAGGUGUGGAAAGGUGCUGGUGUGGCCAAUGGAAUAUAGUCACUGGAUUAACAUGAAGAUAAUUCUGGAGGAACUUGUCAGCAGGGGUCAUGAGGUGACGGUUCUGACAUCGCCAGCUGCCGUUGUUGUUGAUGUCAACAAAUCAUCUACUAUCAAAUUUGAGAUUUUCCCUACAUCGAUAACUAAAGAUUACUUUGAUAAUUUUGUCAAGCAGUUUAUCGAGAAAUGGAGACAUGCUACAAAAGAUUCACUUUGGACACAUCUUUUAAAAAUUCAAAAUUUCUUUUGGAAAUUCUCUGACAUUGCACUGAAGCUCUGUAAAGAUGCUAUAUUAAACAAGAAAUUUAUGACAAAGCUACAAGAAUCAAGGUUUGAUGUUGUUCUUGCAGAUCCCGUUAUACCCUGUGGUGAGCUGGUGGCUGAGAUACUCAAUAUACCGCUGGUGUACAGCCUCCGCUUCUCUCCUGGUUAUUCAAUUGAAAAAUUCGGUGGAAAGCUUCCAUUCCCACCGUCCUAUGUACCUGUUGUUAUGUCAGAACUUAGUGAUCACAUGACAUUCACGGAGAGGGUUAAAAAUAUGUUAUAUGUAGUUUUUUUGGACUUCUGGUUCCAGACAUUUAAUGAGAAGAAGUGGAAUCAAUUUUACAGUGAAGCACUAGGAAGGCCCACUACAUUAUUUGAGACAAUGGGGAAAGCUGACAUGUGGCUCAUUCGAAAUUAUUGGGAUUUUGAUUUUCGCCCACUGCUACCAAAUUUUGAAUUUAUUGGAGGCUUCCAUUGCAAACCUGCCAAACCCCUACCUAAGGAAAUGGAAGAGUUUGUCCAGAGUGCUGGAGAACAUGGUAUUGUGCUCUUUACUCUGGGGUCAAUGAUCAGUAACAUGACAGAAGAAAGAGCCAAUACAAUUGCAUCAGCCUUUGCCCAGAUUCCCCAAAAGGUUCUGUGGAAAUACGAAGGCAAGAAACCUGAUACCUUAGGACCCAAUACUCGGCUGUAUAAGUGGAUCCCCCAAAAUGACCUUCUUGGUCAUCCCCAAACCAAAGCUUUCAUAACUCAUGGUGGCGCCAAUGGCAUUUUUGAGGCCAUCUACCAUGGGGUCCCUAUGGUGGGCAUUCCUCUGUUUGCUGAUCAGCCUGAUAACAUCGCUCACAUGACAGUCAAGGGAGCAGCUGUAAGACUGGACUUGGACACAGUGUCAAGAACAGAUCUGGUCAAUGCCUUGAAGCAAGUCAUUAACAACCCUUUCUACAAAGAAAACGUGAUGAGGUUAUCAACCAUUCAACAUGAUCAGCCUGUAAAGCCCCUGGACCGGGCGGUCUUCUGGAUCGAGUUUGUCAUGCGCCACAAAGGAGCCAAGCACCUGCGGCCAGCAGCCCACGACCUCACCUGGUACCAGUACCACUCUCUGGAUGUCAUUGGGUUCCUGCUGGCCUGUGUGGCAACGGCUGCAUUUGCCCUCACAAGGGGUUGUCUGUUUUGUUGCCGGAAGUUGGCUAAUGCAGGAAAGAAAGCAAAAAGGGAAUAGCUGUAUCUGAGGCCAGAAGCGGGUAUGGCCCAGUAGAUGGAACUCUUCCGUUUAUUCCAGCAGGAAGGAGGUAUGACAAGGUUCCCAUCCUCCUGUGACAAAAUGACUUCUCAUAAUUUAACAUCUCAGGGCAAGACUUAUGCACCAGGGACUUUCUGCCUGUUUCAGAGUUAGACCUAGAUCAUGCCAAGAGGACACCUAGUGAAAAAAUCCAUCAAAAUAGAAUUACAUGGGUAUACAUUGAAGGUUAUUAUUUUAAUUCAAUAGUUAUAUCAAAAGACAUGAUUGAAUUUAACUGUGGUUCACAUGGGGUGCAUAGACAUAAGAACAAUAACAAGUACACCCAGAGUAUCCACAUGUUGUCGAUAUUCAGAAUAAUUAAAUUUAUUUUGGAGAAGAAUUUUACAGUUUUAACUUGCCAGAGAAUGUGUGCAAUAAUUGGAAUUAUGUAAGAAGAGUUACCCUUUCAUUUUUUUGUGAGACUCCUAAAACUUCUUGGUGUUUCCUCUGCAUCCAGCCUCAGCAUCACUUCCUGUCUAAAACCCUGGCAAGCCAGUUACCGUCAUCCACUUUAACGUAUUUCCCUGGGAAAUUUUGGAGAAUUCAAAAUAUAGGAACUGCUAUUAAAAAAAAUAGAUCUAUGUGUGAAAAUCUUUGAAUUCAUACCCUAAUUCUCAUUUUCUUAUUAUCUUUAAAAAUAUUCAUCUGAUGACUUCCACUCCCAUAUUCAGCCUCUGGUAGUUGACUUAAGUUCUCCACUGCAUAUUAACAUACUAAAUAACCUGUACUCCAAAGGGACUUAUUUUUCAUUUUCUACAAAUGUACCUGGAUCUGUCGAUCUAUAUCAGUUAAUUACUUGCAGAUAUGUUGUGAAAUAAAAUGUAUUUGUUGAACAAAGA
Sus scrofa (pig) is the source of this 2537-nucleotide messenger RNA. RefSeq names its product UDP-glucuronosyltransferase 2B31. Lineage: Eukaryota; Metazoa; Chordata; Mammalia; Artiodactyla; Suidae. The record is from RefSeq and is a predicted model, not a curated record. Gene Ontology annotation, molecular function: glucuronosyltransferase activity.